AAAAGUCUCCAGAUUACUUUCGUGGAAGCAUCUCUUUCGGUGGGUGAUAAGGCUACCAUGAAUCGUCGGUCGUUGUCUGCUAUGAAAAGAAGCCACUAUGAACUUUCGAGGAAGCUUCUGUCUGAUCACCAGUUGAAACUUGAAACCACUCUUAUGUGAUGAAAACAAAUGUUGAAACGGUUCAUCCUACAUUUCGAAGAAAGAGGAGAUUUCUGAAUCAUGGACGGCAACAAGAACCUUCCACCACUUGAGCUGUCUGCUUUUCCGAUCCUUCCCUCCUCUCCAGGUACGUCUAAUAAACCUCAACCUGGACAAAGAGAUAAUGCUUCCAGUUGGUUCCGUUUCAACAUUCACGUGCACGCCGAACUAAGCAAAUCCCGCAGGAGAUGGCGCCUUGCUUUCCUGUAUAUCUUUGCUUCCAAGGCACUGAUCCCUCCUCACCUUGCCAAGGAAAUUGAAAUUAUAUCUGUGAACAACAAGCAACUCCCUUCAAUGUUUCAACACACUGACUCUUACAUCCUCGAUAUACCUGAUGCUGACGAAAUUCACCAGAGAGCAAUACAGCCCAUUGACCUACAAAAGCUGAAUCAAAUUGUAAAGGAUAAGAACCUGGACGAUUUGAGGGAGCUUGGAGGAGUGCAGGGAGCUGCAGCAACCCUGCAAAUCGAUUUAGAGUGUGGGAUUCGUGGCAAUGAAGAUGUUAUCCGUCGACGUGAUGAUUUUGGGUCUAACACCUACCAAAAGCCACCACCCAAAGGUUUCGUAUAUUUUGUGUUGGAAGCUUUCAAAGAUAAUACCAUUCUCAUCCUCUUGGUUUGUGCUAUACUAUCUCUCGGGUUUGGCAUCAAGGAAAACGGCCCAAAAGAUGGAUGGUAUGACGGUGGGAGUAUCUCUAUUGCAAUAUUUCUGGUGGUGAUCGUUUCUGCAGGGAGUAACUUCAGACAAUCUAGACAGUUCGAGAAGCUAUCAAGCAUCAGCAACGACAUUCAGGUUGAGGUCAUCAGAGACAGUCAUCGGCAAAAGAUUUCCAUCUUCAAUAUCGUGGUAGGAGAUGUUGUAUGUUUGAAGAUAGGCGAUCAAAUUCCUGCAGAUGGCUUGUUCUUGGAUGGCUAUUCCUUACAGGUGGAUGAGUCAAGCAUGACAGGGGAGAGUGACCAUGUGGAUGUUGAUGCCAGUGAGAAUCCUUUCCUGUUAUCGGGUGCCAAGGUGGUAGAUGGGCAUGGUCGAAUGCUUGUAACUUCUGUUGGGAUGCAAACAGAAUGGGGCAAGUUGAUGAGCUCAAUAAACUGUGAUUCCAGUGAACGGACACCAUUACAAGCUCGCCUGGACAAACUAACUUCUUCUAUUGGCAAAAUUGGUUUAACAGUGGCUUUCCUUGUACUUGUAGUGUUGCUGGUCCGUUACUUCACAGGAAAUACAGAAGACGAGAAUGGAAAUAAAGAGUUCGAUAGCAACAACACAAAUGUCGAUAAAAUUUUUAAUGCAAUCCUGCGCAUUGUUGCUGAUUCUGUUACCAUUGUGGUUGUCGCUAUUCCAGAAGGCUUACCAUUGGCUGUCACGCUGACUCUUGCUUAUUCCAUGAAACAAAUGAUGGUUGAUCAAGCGAUGGUUCGAAAACUCUCUGCCUGUGAAACAAUGGGCUCGGCCACUACUAUCUGCACUGAUAAAACAGGCACAUUGACCAUGAACCAAAUGAAAGUGACUGAAUUUUGGCUUGGCCUAGAAAAGAUGGGAAAUGAUGCGUUAUCCACAAUUGCUACGAGUGUUAUUGAAUUGCUUCACCAAGGAGUUGGUCUGAACACGACUGGUAAUGUGUAUCGACCUACUUCAGGAGCAAUACCUGAGUUCUCUGGUAGUCCAACUGAGAAAGCCAUUCUUUCAUGGGCUGUCUCGGAACUGAGCAUGGAUAUGGAAGAAUUGAAAAAAAAUUGUACCAUUCUCCAUGUUGAAUCGUUCAACUCAGAGAAGAAAAGAAGUGGCAUUUCAAUGAAGAAGAAGGAUGAGAAGACGACCCAUGUGCAUUGGAAGGGGGCUGCUGAGAUGAUACUAGCAAUGUGUUCAAGUUACCAUGAGAGUACAGAAGCCAUGAAGCCCAUGGAUGAUGACUGUAGGAUGAAAAUCAGUCAAAUAAUUCAAGAUAUGGCAGCCAACAGCCUCCGAUGCAUUGCUUUUGCCCACAAGAAAAUCAUAGAUGAAGAGUGCAGAUACAGUGAAAACAAGAAUGCCCAACAACAGUGUCAAGAAGAUGGUCUAACGUUGUUGGGACUUGUAGGUAUAAAGGACCCAUGUAGACCAGGGGUCAAAACAGCCGUGAAAGCUUGUGAAGAUGCAGGAGUAAGCAUCAAAAUGAUCACAGGAGACAAUAUUUUCACUGCAAGAGCAAUAGCCAUUGAAUGUGGGAUUCUUAAGACAAAUCAAGAUAUGAAUAAUGGAGAAAUUGUCGAAGGUGUGGAAUUUCGAAACUACACAGAGGAGGAGAGAAUGUCAAAAGUUGAUAAAAUCCGGGUAAUGGCAAGGUCUUCUCCCUUUGACAAGCUUCUAAUGGUACAAUGCUUGAAACAAAAAGGUCACGUGGUAGCUGUAACAGGUGAUGGAACAAACGAUGCACCCGCUUUAAAGGAAGCUGAUAUUGGGCUUGCAAUGGGGAUCCAAGGCACUGAAGUAGCUAAAGAAAGUUCUGAUAUUGUCAUCUUAGAUGAUAACUUUGCUUCUGUGGUUACAGUGGUAAGGUGGGGGAGAUGUGUUUAUAACAACAUUCAAAAAUUCAUCCAAUUCCAACUUACAGUGAAUGUUGCUGCUCUUGUGAUUAACUUUGUUGCAGCAGUCUCUGCUGGCGAAGUCCCACUAACUGCAGUUCAGUUGUUGUGGGUGAACUUAAUUAUGGACACACUGGGCGCUCUGGCUCUAGCAACUGAGCGACCUACCAAGGAGCUCAUGGAGAAGCCACCAGUAGGUCGGACUGAGCCACUUAUAACCAAUGUCAUGUGGAGGAAUCUCAUGGCUCAAUCUCUAUACCAGAUAAUUAUACUUUUGAUAUUACAGUUCAAAGGCACAUAUAUCUUUAAGGUAAAUGAGAAGGUUAAGGACACCCUAAUUUUCAAUACUUUCGUGCUUUGUCAAAUCUUUAACGAGUUCAAUGCUAGGAAGCUUGAGAAGAAAAAUGUCUUUGAAGGUAUAUACAAGAAUUGGUUGUUUAUGGGGAUUAUUGGAAUAACUCUCAUUUUUCAGGUGAUAAUGGUGGAAAUUUUAAAAAAGUUUGCAGAUACUGAAAGGCUAGAUUGGGGGCAAUGGGGUGUAUGUAUUGGAAUAGCCUCUAUGUCUUGGCCAAUUGGUUGGAUUUUCAAACACAUACCAGUUCCAGAUAAACCAUUUUUUAGCAUUCUCAAGUUGCAGAUUUCCAAAUUGCUAUAGUGGGUAAUUUUUCUUCUUUUCAUGGUUGCGAUGAAGUGAAUCUACAAUUAGCAAACUCAUCCUCAGGAUAAGAGUAUUGGAUUUGAAAAUUUUCACCAAAGGGAUCAUUAGACUACCUUUUACAGUAGGGAGAGCGCAAAAAGGACAAUUUGUCUAACUGUAAUAAGGUGUGCCUUGGAAAGGUAGAUGGUGUUUGGAGAUCCAGAGAGUCAAAGACAAAAAACCUGCUACAUAAAAUGGUUUUGCAGGCUCGAAUAAAACCAAUUUCCUUUGGCAAUCAUUCAGAAAGACAGAUGGAGUUUGGUGAUCCAGAAAGUCAGACAAAAACCCUACUCAGUAAAAUGGUUUUGGACCUGAAAGAAAAGUUACUGGAAGUUUGCACAUGAAAAUCCGAAAAUAGGGACUAUUUACCUAUAUAUUGUUCAUAUGACAUAUCAGGUAUGAUGUUGUGUUUAGUCACAACUCACAACUUUACCAUUUGGGUGGGGAGCUACGCUCUUUCAACUUUUUCUAAUUUCUAUUCCUUAUUCUUGCAUAAGAAAAGGCUUAUUCAGUUUAUCCACAUUUUGGAUUUCCUAAAAGCAUCAUAAUUAAUGUUUUUAGGUUCUAACUUACUUGGAUUAAAGAAUUUGGGUUCUAAGUUACUUGGAUUUGUUUUCUUGCUCCUUAAAAAUCAUGAUUGCUUGCCAUGUGGAUAUGAAUUUGCAGACCCUAACAUUCUUUACAGUCAGGUGCAUUAAAGAGAACAGAAUGGUGGAACAGAGUUCAUGUAGUUGAGAUAAGGCUUAGAAAAAGAUGAUGAUGAUGUAUGAUGAUGAUAAUGAACAUCUUUAGUGUAUUUUUUUCUUCUUUUCUC
Molecule: messenger RNA, 4267 nt
Organism: Nelumbo nucifera (sacred lotus)
Lineage: Eukaryota; Viridiplantae; Streptophyta; Magnoliopsida; Proteales; Nelumbonaceae
Product: calcium-transporting ATPase 12, plasma membrane-type-like
Biological process (GO): calcium ion transmembrane transport
Cellular component (GO): plasma membrane; intracellular membrane-bounded organelle
Molecular function (GO): ATP hydrolysis activity; P-type calcium transporter activity; ATP binding
Source: RefSeq, a predicted model, not a curated record